This is a messenger RNA of Drosophila persimilis, 13676 nucleotides long. RefSeq names its product ankyrin repeat and KH domain-containing protein mask (gene mask). Lineage: Eukaryota; Metazoa; Arthropoda; Insecta; Diptera; Drosophilidae. The record is from RefSeq and is a predicted model, not a curated record. Gene Ontology annotation, cellular component: cytoplasm. Gene Ontology annotation, biological process: innate immune response. Gene Ontology annotation, molecular function: RNA binding; protein binding. The transcript has 19 exons. Bases 74 to 12748 code for a protein of 4224 amino acids.
UUCAACAACCCCCAAAAAAGGACGCACGAAUCAAGCAUAAGAGAGAGAGACCCAACUUUAACGAAAGAGUAAAAUGAAUAAUGAUGCGAAAAAUCAUGAUUGCGAUGACUUGAAUGUGCGCUCCUCAUCGGCGUAUUUGAAUAAAAAAUCAACCACAAAUACAGCUGCAGCUGCAGCAGCAGCAAAAGCAACAGCAACAGCAGUGACCAACACCAACAGCAACAACAACAACAGUAACCAAAAGCCUAAUAGACAGUUUAACCAUAACUUGCCACGCAUCUCCACAGCAAGGAACUCCAUAGCCGCUGCAAUACUAGCCAGCAACAGCAAGGCCGGCAGUGGCAGUGCCAGGAAGAUAGCAAAGCAUGAGAAUCUGUCGGGAGGAGUGAAAAACAUACCAGCAGCAACAACACCAGCUACAACCAGCAGCGCCACCACCUCCAAGGCACCCUCUUCCAGUUUUUUGGCGGAGCUGAGUCAACUGAAGAAGAAGACGACAUCAGCCACAACCGGUGGUGCCUCAGUCAGUGCCACAACAGCAGGCAGACUUAAAGUUAACAAUAACAAUUCAGCCACUGCCAAUACUAACAACAACAGCAAGAUAAUGUCCGGUACAACAAGCAGCAGCAGCACGCCCACGCCCUCGCCCGCAUCAGCGACGGCCACCUCAACAACCACAACAACAACGAAUGCCGGCAGCUGUGCCACAAGCAGCAGCGGGAGUGGGAAUGGGAAUGCCGCCUUAUCUGUAACUGCCGCCGGUAGUGCAGCCAAGUUUCGUGCUGCCGUUGCCUCAGCGCCCGGACCAUCGCCGGCUGCCGCAGCAACAGCCAAUGCCAAUGCCAAUGCCAACGCCAACGCAACCACGUCCAGCAGCAGCAGCAGCAGCUCGAAGAAGACGCGAGCCACAGUAGACGCCCUCAGGCGACAGGUGGCUAUGCAGCAGCAGCAGCAGAACGCAGCCUCGCCCGCCAACAACAACAAUGCCGCCGGACUGCCUGGAAGCAAGGAUUCAGCGCAUUUAAAAUUCGCCGCAACCACUUUGCUGAUGGGAGCCGCCGCCGCUGCCGUCGAUAGCAACGCUGGCGCUGCUACCGCCGCCGGGGCAUUGAGCAUGGCCCUCAAUCCUGCCGUUGAUGUGGCCAAUGCGGCUGCGGUGCUGAAGCAAACGCUAAAGGAUGCCGCCGCCGCUGCCUCAGCCUCUGCGUCCGCUUCAAACCGAUCUGCCUCGUCGUCCAUGUCCUCGAACGCCUCUUCGCUCUCCUCUUCGGUGGGAAUUGUGAAUGCCAUUUCAUCGGCGUUGCAGAACAUAAUAACACCCGAUACGGACACCGAUACCGAGUUCUAUCCCCAGCCCGUCACCACAGAUCUGUCGGAGUCCGAAGAGGAGUCUGUCUCAGAGAUCCUAUUGGCAUUCUUGUGUUUAAGGCCAGAUCUCCUGGAUGAUAUACCCGAGUCUGAUCCAGAUAGUUGCCCCCACGAAGGAGAGGUGCGCGAGGAUGAGGAUGAGACGGAGGAAGAGUCGGAGGAUUCGGAGGAGUCCGAUGGAGACGAUGAGGAGGAUGAGGAAGAGAUUGAUGUCCUGCAAGAUAACGAUGCAGAUGAUGAGGAAAUCGAUGACGAAGACGAGGAGGAGGAUGCGCCUGAAGUGAGUCCCUUCCUCCUGGAUGCGAACAACAAGCGCUCGAGUAAUCUCACCGCCCUGCUCGAGGCUGCGGCCAAUGAGAAAGCUCCCGUCCUGCGACACGCCACCCACGCCAUCGAUGAGACUAAGCAGGCGCUGACCAAGAUGCGUUGUGCCAACAGUCCGCGCGACAAGAAUGGUUUCUCCCGCUCCCUUGUCGCCGCCUGCACGGAUAACGACGUGAACACGGUGAAGCGACUGCUUUGCAAGGGAAAUGUGAAUCUUAACGAUGCUGCUGCCUCCACCGACGACGGCGAGUCCCUGCUAUCAAUGGCCUGCUCUGCGGGCUACUAUGAAUUGGCACAGGUACUUUUGGCUAUGUCAGCCGCGCAAGUGGAGGACAAAGGCCAAAAGGACUCAACACCUCUAAUGGAAGCCGCUUCAGCCGGUCAUUUGGACAUUGUCAACCUGCUGCUCAGCCACAACGCCGAUGUGAACGCCCAUUGUGCCACCGGAAAUACACCACUGAUGUUUGCUUGCGCAGGCGGUCAGGUGGAAGUUGUGAGGGUACUCUUAAAGCAUGGCGCAAAUGUGGAGGAGCAGAACGAAAACGGACAUACGCCGCUCAUGGAAGCGGCAUCAGCAGGCCACGUGGAAGUAGCAAAGGUGCUACUGGACCAUGGAGCCGGUAUUAACACCCACUCAAACGAGUUCAAGGAGAGUGCCCUCACCCUGGCCUGCUACAAGGGCCACCUGGAUAUGGUGCGUUUCCUGCUGCAAGCCGGUGCCGAUCAGGAGCAUAAAACCGAUGAAAUGCAUACAGCCCUGAUGGAGGCAUCGAUGGACGGCCAUGUUGAGGUGGCGCGACUGCUUCUCGACUCUGGGGCCCAGGUGAAUAUGCCAACCGAUUCGUUUGAGUCGCCCUUAACACUGGCCGCCUGCGGCGGUCAUGUGGAGUUGGCAACGCUGUUGAUAGAGCGUGGGGCCAACAUUGAGGAGGUUAACGAUGAGGGCUAUACGCCGCUUAUGGAGGCGGCCCGGGAGGGGCAUGAGGAAAUGGUUGCUCUGCUGCUUAGCAAGGGCGCGAAUAUCAAUGCCACCACCGAGGAGACACAGGAAACGGCUCUAACUUUGGCCUGUUGCGGAGGGUUCAGCGAGGUCGCGGCAUUCCUCAUCAAAGAAGGCGCCAACCUAGAGCUGGGCGCAUCAACGCCCUUGAUGGAGGCCUCACAGGAGGGGCACACGGAUCUGGUGCGAUUCCUGCUGAAGAACAAAGCCAAUGUGCAUGCCGAGACGCAGACGGGCGACACGGCGCUCACUCAUGCCUGCGAGAAUGGACACACCGAUGCGGCCGGCGUGCUCCUGUCGUAUGGUGCCGAGUUGGAGCACGAAUCCGAGGGCGGACGGACGCCCCUGAUGAAGGCCUGCCGGGCUGGUCAUCUCUGCACCGUCAAGUUCCUCAUACAGAAGGGCGCUAAUGUCAACAAACAGACGACCAGCAAUGAUCACACACCGCUCUCGCUGGCCUGUGCCGGCGGCCAUCAGUCGGUGGUGGAGCUGUUGCUCAAAAACAAUGCCGAUCCCUUCCAUAAGCUGAAGGACAACAGCACCAUGCUGAUCGAGGCCUCCAAGGGUGGGCACACGCGUGUCGUGGAGCUGCUCUUCCGGUAUCCCAACAUCUCGCCCACUGAGCUAGCGGCGGCCUCAAGCGCUGGCCAGGCCCAGGCUGCGGCCGCUGCUGCAGCCGCUGCCGCCGCAGCUGCCGCCGCUGCGGGCACGAAUCAGAUGCGAUUGCAGCAGCAGAAGAUCCUCCAGCAGCAGCUGCAACACCAGCUACAACAGCUCAAUGCCCCGCCCGGCCUCCACGAGCUGUCGGAGGCGGCUCGAGCCUCCAAUCAGCAGCUAUUCCACCAGCAGCAGUUCAAUGCCACCGGCAAUGGUUCGAACAUUGUUGCCCUUGGCACCGGCGAUUUUUUGGACGCUGGCGAACUGCAAUUGACGGCAGCAGCCGCUGCCAGUGCCACUGGAAGCGAAGCAGGAGCCGAGGAAUACGGUGGGGUCUCUGGUGGCGUCGGUGGUAUCGAUCUAACUACUCUGGGAGCCCAGCAACAGGAGGGACUCAUUGCGAAAUCGCGACUGUUUCAUCUACAGCCAGGCUUUGAGCAGCAGCAGCAGCAGCAACAACAGCAGCAGCAACAGCAGCAGCAGCCAGCGGCAGGGCAGAAUCAGCAGCUUGUGCCGUGCAAGCAUUUCGAUCUGGAUAUGGAGCACAUCAAUUCGCUGCAGCCGCCACAGAAGGCACCGCCAGCGCCGCCUGUGCUGUUCCACACGAUUUGCCAACAACCUGUGCUGCAUAUGCAGCAGCAACACGGGGAACAGCAGCAACAACAGCAGCAACAACAGCAGCAACAGCAGCAGCACCAGCUACAACUGCAUGCCCAGUCGAAGUUGAAGGGGGCGCUGCCCGGCAGGAAUCGUCCGCUCAAGAGCGAAGUGCUGGGCAUCAUCGAGUGUCCGUUGGAUCAUCUGAACGAGCAGGUACGCUCCCAGCCACUGGGAGAAGACGGCAAAUCGCAGCAGCCGCAGUUCUCAUGCACGGGCGAGGAUCCACGUUUGCAGCGACGACGGGGCUUCAUGCCGGACCUCAAAAAGGGGGAGCUCCCUCCAGGAGAAGGCGGCAGUGACACCAACGAACAGUUGCCUGUGAAAGGAGGAGCCGAAAGCAAUCAGCCCGCACAGACGACAACGCAGACUUCAGCAAUGGACAACAGUGGCGUGACAUCCUGUUCGCAUCCCAUAUAUCCACCGCGACCUGGUGGACCCAUUACACAGAUUUCGGAUGUUCUCCAGAGCACAGCCAUUAGCGAUAGGCCGAAGGUCAAGGCCACCAACAAGAACAACCGAAAGCAGGCAGCCGCCGCAGCGGCAGCAGCAGCCGCAGCAGCAGCCGCCGCAGCAGUGGCAGCCCAGCAUGCGCUACCCAAUCUCCAGCAGAAUCAAAUGGUGUCCAUCUACAACAAUUUGCAAAUGCAGCAGACGCAUCUGCAAUUGCAGCAACAUCUGCAGUUGCAUCACCAGCGUGUGGCCUUGGACAAUGCAGCCGCAGCAGCAGCAGCCGUCGCAACUAAUCCAAAUCUCUACACAAAUUCCCCGGCCUCACCGCUGGCCUCGCCCACAGGAGGUGGCAACGGCAACGGCAACGGCAGCGGCAACUAUUCCGAACAGCAGCAGCCAACUCAGCAGCAGCAGCAUCCAGGAGGAGCAACCAUUGAUGUGGCCAUGCAGCGAAAGACAGCCAUGGAAGACUUUCGUGGUCUGCUGGAGACAGCUGUGAAUGGAUCGCGGGGCAGGAAUGAAUUGGCCAUGACUUCGCCACCGUUGAACUUCUUCAAGGACGGCUGGCACAUGGUGGGAGUGCACAAUUUCUUUGGCGAUCAGCCAAAGUCACCCACCGAAACGCCGCCUGAGAUGGAGGAGACGACCAUGUCGCCGCCGCAAUCAUCAUCGGAGCAGCAGCAGCAGCAGCACCACCACCACCACCAUCAGCACCAGGACGAGGACCCGCAGCGUCCCGAAAUGAAGAAUCUAGCCACACUUUGUUCAGCAGCAGCAGCGGCCGCUGCUGUGGCAGCAGGCCACAAGGAUGAAGAUGACCUCAGUACAGAUCAAUACAGUGAUGAGGACGAUGCUAUGGGCGAUGAGAAUACGAUGCCGCCAGAGCCGAUGGAUUUGGCUGAAGCGUUGCGCGAGGAUGGCAUCACUUUGGUGGAGGCCGAUGAGGAGGAGGAUGACGAGGAUGAGCCCGAGGACAGCAACAGCGGGGAGAUUGAGAAGCUCACCUACGACGACGACGACGACGAAGAAGAUGAUGAUGAUGAUGAUGCGGAUAUGGAUCCAGAUGGGGAUGCAGAUGGCGAUGUUGAUUAUAUUGAUGACGAUGAGGGCCCUGCCGAUGAGGAGGACGAGGACGAAGACGAUGAUGAGUUCUUUCUGGAUGUGGCCGUCAAUGAAAACACUGGAAAUAUCAAUAAUAAUAAUAUUAAUAACAACAACAACAAUUCGAAGAGCAGCGGCGGUGGCGGCGGUGGCGCUGCUGCCUCCUCCGGUUCAUUGCCACUAAAGCAACGGAAAAUGGCCACACGAUUGGAGAAUCUGAUUCUAACCAAACCAGAGAUCUUCCAGCAGACGCUGUGCGAUUUCCGUCAAGAUAUGACCAACUCGGAGCUGGUCCAUGUCCUGCCACAGAUUAGCAAUCUCAAGGCGGCCGCCGCCAACAAUGCGGCAUUGAACAGUGUGCUGCACCAGCAAUUGGCAGCAGCCACAGCAGCCGCACAGGCCAAGGCGGCAGCACUGCACCAUCAGCAUCAGCAUGGAGCAGAUGGCGACCAGCAGCAGCAUUGCGAUGAUGAAGGAUGCGCUGGGGUGGCCAGUGAUCUAUACUCGGGUCUGGAGCAGUUUGCCAACGAUGGGGAAAUGGAGGACAUAUUCCAGGAGCUGGCCAGCAGCUUGAACUACCCCGAGUUGGCCGAAUUCAGCCUGAAUCAGAUGUGCAAGGGUAGAUUCGCGGGCCAAUGGGCGACGUCGUCGUCGGGCAAGUGGACAACGGGCCAGGAUGGUCAGCUUGUGGGUGUGGUACGCUCUGGGGAUGGAAUGCCCCAGGAUGCGGCUGCUGCACAGCGUCAGGCGAAUCUUGUUGUAUUGGAUUAUCCAAUGCAACAGAAUAUACUGGAGGCCGAGGAGCAUAUGCACAUGCAGCAACACCAGCAGACUCCUUUGUCCCUGCUACCCUUUGCCACGGACGAUCAGCAACAGCAGCAGCUACAUCCGGCCGCCGCCGCGGAGUUCCACCAGCAGCAACAGCUCGCCUUGGAGGCUGAUCCCGAACUGAAGCAACAGCUGCAGCAGUACUCGAAUGCGCGCAUCAUCAAGGCGGUGGCUGCCCAGCAGCAGCACCAGCAGCAACCGGCCCCCAACUUUGUCUACAACGUGGAGAGCGGCGACAAGAAUGCACCGCCCGUGCAGCUGCUCUUCCAGCUGCCACCAAACAUGUCUCAGGAGGCUGGCGAUCAUCAGUUGCAUGUCGAGCAGCAGGCGCAUCUCUUCCAGCAGCAGCAACAGCAGCAGCAUCGGGCAGCCGGACAGCGUCCCCCCACCCGGACUGAACUGGAGCAGGUGGCCCAGGAACUGCUGCUGCAGAGGCAGACAGCUCCGGCUGGCCAGCAGGCACUGCCACCCAAGCAGAAGCACUUUAAUUUGCAAGAGCAGGUGCAUCUGCACCAGCCCCCGAACAUGCAGGCGCCCACCUGUGUCCAACAUCAGGUUGGAACGCAGACGCAUCCUGCCUCGGUUAUGGUACCCCAAUCCGCCGUUGGCCAGUAUGCCCAGUUUGCCCUGCAACCGCCCCAGCAGCAACAACAGCUGCAGCAGCAGCAGCAGCAGCAACAACAACAACUGCAGCCCGGACAACCGGAGAAUGAGCUCUCCAUUUGGCCGAUGGCCACGCCCACACCGACACCCAGCACUGGAGGCAAGUCGAUGCCAGGAGGCAUUGCAAAGAAGGCCAUUGACAAGCAAUCGCGCAAGGAUCGACGCUGCUCAACCUUCCGUCAAACGCCAGCAGGCAGUCAAGUGAAUACCAAUCAGCAUCAACAGCCAACAGCAGCGGCCGCGGCCGCCCAACAGCAGGCGCAGCUGCAGAAUCAACUGGCUGUGGCUGCUGCAGCCACAGCGAGCGUUGAUAAAACGAUUGAGAUUGAUUCGGAGACCGAGUCGAACCAUGACACAGCCCUCACACUCGCCUGUGCCGGCGGUCACGAGGAGUUGGUCGAGCUGUUGAUCAAUCGCGGUGCGAAUAUCGAGCAUCGGGACAAGAAGGGAUUCACACCGCUCAUCUUGGCCGCCACCGCUGGCCACGAGAAGGUCGUGGACAUACUGCUGAAGCAUAGCGCCGAGCUGGAGGCCCAGUCGGAGCGCACCAAGGACACGCCGCUGUCGCUCGCCUGCUCGGGCGGACGGUACGAGGUCGUCGAACUGCUGCUCAGUGUCGGGGCCAACAAGGAGCAUCGCAAUGUCUCCGAUUACACGCCGCUCAGUCUGGCAGCUAGCGGGGGAUAUGUGAAUAUCAUCAAGCUGCUGCUCAACCAUGGGGCAGAGAUCAACUCGCGCACCGGCAGCAAGCUGGGCAUCUCCCCGCUCAUGCUGGCCGCCAUGAAUGGCCACACGGCGGCGGUUAAGCUGCUGCUCGACCAGGGCUCCGAUAUAAAUGCUCAAAUCGAGACAAAUCGCAAUACGGCCCUAACGCUGGCCUGCUUCCAGGGCCGGCACGAGGUCGUCAGCCUGCUGCUCGAUCGCCGGGCCAAUGUGGAGCAUCGGGCAAAGACCGGUUUGACGCCUCUGAUGGAAGCCGCCUCCGGUGGAUACAUUGAGGUGGGACGCGUGCUGCUCGACAAGGGAGCGGACGUGAAUGCAGCGCCGGUGCCCACGUCCAGGGACACGGCCCUCACCAUUGCCGCCGACAAGGGCCAUCAGAAGUUUGUGGAGCUCCUGCUGUCGCGUGGGGCCAGUGUGGAGGUGAAGAACAAGAAGGGUAACUCCCCCCUAUGGCUGGCUGCCCACGGGGGUCACCUGAGUGUCGUGGAGCUCUUGUACGAUCACAAUGCGGACAUUGAUUCGCAGGAUAACCGAAGGGUGUCCUGCCUGAUGGCCGCCUUCCGCAAGGGCCACACCAAGAUCGUCAAAUGGAUGGUGCAGUAUGUGUCGCAGUUCCCCUCGGACCAGGAGAUGAUACGCUUCAUUGGCACCAUCAGUGACAAGGAGCUGAUCGACAAGUGCUACGACUGCAUGAAGAUCCUGCGCAGUGCCAAGGAGGCCCAGGCCGUCAAGGCCAACAAGAAUGCCUCGAUUCUGCUCGAAGAACUCGAUCUGGAACGCACCCGCGAGGAGAGCCGCAAGGCAGCCGCCGCCCGGCGGCGCGAGCGCAAGAAGAAAAAGAAGAUGGAGAAGAAGGAGGAGAAACGCCGACAGCAACAGGGCGGUCGCGGUGGUGGCGGUGACCAGCAGGGCGAUGACGAUGAUGCCAGUGACAAGGAUGAUGAUUCCGACAAAGAUGACGACGAUGAAGACGUUAGAGCCGAACGGACAGGAGCCGGCGGUGGCUCAGGGGCACGUGAGGAGGGUGACUCUGGCAUUGAUCAGGGAUCCUGUUCGAGCGGCGACACCAAGACCACGGCCAACAGAACAACCACGGCCGGUCAAACAGUAGCAGCAUCUAAGGCCGAAGCCAGCAACAGCCAACUGGUGAAGAAAAGCAAGAAGCAGCCAAAGAGCAAGAGCACUACAGUAUCGGCGUCGGCGUCGGCUGUUGAAUCAUCAACGCCUGCCACAGCUACAGCCACAGCUCCAGCUGCUUCAGCUACUUCUCUGACAGCCGCGCCUCCUGCCUCUGCCACACCUGCACCGGCAGCAGCAGCAGCACCCGCAACCGUAUUCAAGAGCAGCCUCUUGAAGAAACAUCCGAUCACCGAGAGUGUUAGGCUGCCGCCUACUCCGGUCCAGGUUCAAACUCAGACUCAGGCCCAGGCUACGCCAGUCCAAGCAGCUCCAGUGAAGCGUCAGGUGGAGGUUUCCAAGAAAGAGGAGCUGCCCCUGAAGAAGAAGGAGACCAGCAGCAACAGCAGUUCCUCCGCUAACAACAAGCGCGAGAAGGAGAACCUCGCGCCCAAGGAGUCAACGGCCCAACAGACGGCAACAAAGCAACAAUCCACAAGCAGCGCCGCUGCCCCCAAACUGCAGAGCAGCGAAUCAUCCACCAAUAUAGCGAGCAGCAACCGCAAAGAGAGUGCCACAAAGCCAUUGACAUUUAGUGUCGGUGCCAGCCUGAACCCCAGCGUGAAGCGCAGCGAAGUCGACGGCUGGAAGGAAGUGGUGCGCAAGAGCAGCACACAGCAGGUGGCAGGAAGUGGUGGUGGUGCCCCAGUGACGGUGACGGCCGCCAGUUCGGCCACCAGCCUGCAUGGUGGUGCCCAUCAUCUGCAUCUUGCCAACAGCUCGACAAGUGUAGGCUCCCUGACGACCAUAACGACAUCGAUAGCCCCCGAGAUGACCUGCAAGAAGGUGCAGGUGCCGGUCAAUGCCAUUUCCCGUGUGAUUGGCCGCGGCGGAAGCAACAUCAAUGCCAUACGCGCCACCACCGGGGCCCAUAUCGAGGUGGAGAAGCAGGGGAAGAACCAGUCGGAGCGAUGCAUUACGAUCAAGGGAUUGACGGAUGCCACCAAGCAGGCGCACAUGCUCAUCCUGGCCCUGAUCAAGGAUCCCGAUGUGGACAUCCUGCAAAUGUUGCCGCGCAUUAACAGCAGCAUCAAGGCGGCCGCCUCCGCAGGCGCGGCAGCAGCAGCCCCCAUGACAGUCGGCACUUGGGAUAAUCGUACGGCUGCCGGUGUUUCGGCAGCCCCCUCGGCCAGUACCUUCUCCUCGGCGGCAUCCACCACAUCUACGUCGUCCAGCUCAUCGGCCAGCUCCACCACAGCGACGGGCGCCGCCUACAGCAAUGCACACAAGCUUCAGCAGCCGUCAUCGAAGGCACAAAGUGGACGGGUCUCGUCAUCCGCCAAAGCAAAUGGCGGCGGCAGCAAGGCUUCCUCGCUCUCGACCUCUGGCUCUCGCGGACAGAACGGCCGGGGUGGAUAUGCAGGACAGCAGGCGACCUCCAGUCGGGGAGGAGGAGGAGGAGGUACCUCCUCCAAUGGUGUGCUCUUAAAGAGCAGCAAGGAGAGCUCGGCCAAAUCGCUGCCAGGCACACAGAAAAACAGCAGCAGCUCCUCUGGAGCUACCGCUGCUGCUGUGGGCAAGCCGUCGUCCACGCUGACGGCCCAAAACUUUGCCAAGGCAGCGGCCAUUGCCGCUCAUUCAUCACCCAAGAAGGUGGACACUGGGGCGGCGGCUGCAGCGGGUUCGGUCAUUGCAUCCACUGGCGGACGUAGCAGUGGUGUGGUGGCACCCUUUGGUCGUGGAAAACCCGUAACCGGCGCCACAGGAGCAAACGUUUCGCAGCUGGGAAGCGCCGCAACCAGCAACAUAUUGGCUGGACCAAUUGGCACCUUCAACGUGGCAGAUGUGGCGGCGGUGAAUGCCGCCGCGGCAGUGGCGGCCGCUGGAACGGUUGGAACCACAGCCAACAGCAGCAGCACCAACACCAGCAGCAAUGUGAAACCCAUUGCCCCGCCAAACAAGAGAAUCGGAUCCCCCACACAGCAGCAGCAACAGCAGCAGCAGCAAUCCCAGGCAACAGCACCUCAACCUUCAGCAGGUCCUGGACUGCUGCAGCAACACCCACAGCAGCAGGGGCAGCAGCAGCAGCAGUCACCACAACAGCAACAACAGCAACAGGCACAGGCGGCAACAUCCCAACAGAAUCUGGUGAUCAACACCAACAUGCUGAUGGCCGAUCUGAUGGCAGCCAACACCGCAAGCGAUAGCUUCAGUGCACAGCUGGCUGCCAAGCUCUCGAGUGCCUAUUCUUUGUUCAGCGACUACCAGACCUCCCAAUGGGGGAAACUAGAUCAAGGAACAGCCGGUGGGGCUGUGGGGGAUGGCCUGCCGCAGGCUGAUGCCUCCAAGGCGCCUGGCUACAACAGGAAUAUAUUGAGCUCUCCCGUCGGCAGUUCCAAGGCCUCGUCGAAUCAUUCGACCUCGCCACCGGUGGGCAAUGUGGUCCAGCAACAGCCACAGGCACAGGCACAGCCCGGACAAGGACAGAACAACAAUCAGCAGCAGCAGCAGCAACAACAACAGCAGCAGAGUGUGCAGCAGGCACUGAACAUAAUCACCAGUGGAGCGCCAUCAACAGCGCCAGCCAGGUCGCCGUUGGUGACAGCCGGAGAGGGAAAUCCCGCGAGCGUUGGACCCUCGAUUAAUGGCGAGGCGGCAGCUGGUGCCGCACACUCACCGGGAGUAAUCAAGCCGCCGCCGGGCACGGUUCCCAUCCAGAGACACGUCCCCAUGCAGAUCUCUGCACCGGAAGCGCCGCCCGCUACGAGUGGAAUCAAUUUCGGGGCCAUUGGCUCGAAUGCUGGCGGAAGCAGUGCAGCGGCAGCCGCUGCAGCCAUGAUCGAUCGCCAGCAGCAGAAUCUGCAGAGACUUAUCUACGACAAGGUGGGUGCGUCGCAGCAGCAGCAGCAGCAGCAACAACAGCAACAGCAACAGCAGCAGCCGCUCAACUAUCCGAUGGAUCCCUCGGCGUCGCACUACAUUGUGGACAGCAACAACAUGCUGCGGCUUAAUCCACGCGCCUCCGUCUUCACACAGGGUAAUAAGCAGCAGCAGCAGCAGCAGCAGGCACCCAGCGUCGGCGGUGGCGGCAUGAAUCAGCCACCAAUCAAUCAAGGUGCUGGCCAGCAGUCGAACAUGUUCGGCAACCAGAUCCGGCAGCCACCGGGAGCGGCACGCCAGCCCGGCGGACCGUCGGCCACCGCUGCGCCACAGCGCUGGUAUGGCGGGGCUCUGGACUAUCCCUCGUAUUCCGGACGCGAUAUGCUGCAUCUGGAGAACGGAGGAGUCAUGGCUGGACUGGGCUCGCCCUCUGCCAUGUCACCCAACCACGAUGACAUACGCAAGAUGCCGCGACCAAUCGGCACCGAGCGGGCCGCCUCCUGGAAGUUCAACAACUUCAAUGUAGCCGCCUCUGCACUGAGCAUGGACGAUGUAUUGCCGCCGUGGGCGCACGAGCCCAAGGCUCAGCCGCCGGGUCUACAGCAGCCGCCUCCACCCCAAUCGCAGCAGCAGCCGCCCAAUUGGUUGAAGCAACAGCAGCAGCAGCAACAACAACAACAGCAACAACAGCAGCAGCAAUACAGGCCCUACAACAAUGGACCAUAUCCGCAGCAGCAGCAGCACGAGCCGAUGAAUAUGCCCAUGGAUUACCACAACAUGCAGGCACCACCGAAUAUGGGUCAACAGCAGCAGCAGCAGCACCAUAUCAACUUGAUGCAAUCCUAUGGCUUCCAGCAUUUUGCUGGGGCCCCUGGAGCUGCUGAUAUUGCGGCUCACAUGCCCGACAAGAUGGAAGUGUGGGAUCACCACGAUAAACAUAUGCCCUGGACUAACUACACCACCAAUUGGUCGAACUGAUGUCUGGGGGAUCUUCAGCAGGAGGAUCUCUUCGAUAUCUGUCGUUCAACCAAAUGAAUCGAACAGCUAUGAGUGAGAACUAAUCCUAAAAUUGAAAGGAUGAAACAACAGUAACAACAGCAGCAACAAUGUAGCAGCAGGAGCAGGAGCAGCAGCAUCUACCUGAUAUUUCAAACAAAUGCAAAGCAAGAUAAUAUUAAAUUGAAUUUCCAACGUUUCCCACACGCGGAUCCACUGCUUCAAAUCUUCAUUCAGUCAACGGAUCAAUCAUACAACGUCCUAAUUCAAUCGAAAAACUCAAACGAAGACUCGGGAUCUGAAACUUGGCUUUGUUUAUUAUUUUUUUUUGAUUUCAAAUUAUUCUUUUUACUUCUUCCUUCCGGCCACUAUUAAAAUUCGCAGGUUAUCUAAAAUUUGGUAAUACGAUCAUCAGGCAGAUAAAAGGAGAUAGAAGAUAGAAAAUAGAAAAACAAAACGUUGUGCAUAAAUGAAAAAGAAGGAAAAUACUAUUCAAAAAAAGGCACCCAAAAAGGGCGCAAUAUACUUUAUUUAUUUUUUUAAUGUACGAGCUAUUUUGAUCAUUUUUGAAACAAAGCAUGAAGUUAGCCUACAACUUAGCGGAACCCCAGCCCAUGGCUAUAUCAUUUUGUAUGAUGAGAACACACACACAAAACACACAAAAAAACUGGAAAGAAAGAUAUUUGGAAAGCUUCAAACACACAUACCCACAUCCAAAACAUACAAAAACCACAAUUUAAUUUUAAGCUUAACUUAGAAAAGUCGGUCUUAUGAAUGAAAGAUUUAAGUGAAUUUUUUUAGCGCCAGCUAAAGCACACACACACACACAACAUAUAUUACACUUAUACAUAAAUACAUCUAUCUAUACAUAUUUAAUAACAUUAAUAAAAGCAACAAAUGAAUGCCGAAA